AUGGGCACUCGCCGCCGCGGCGGCCUGCUCCACCGCCUCCUCGCCCUCUCGUCGCUGCUGCUCCUCGCUUCCGGUGAGGUCAUCUUCGAGGAGCGCUUCGAAGAUGGCUGGGAGACUCGGUGGGUAGAAUCCGAUUGGAAAAGGAGUGAAGGGAAAGCUGGAAGGUUCAAGCACACAGCGGGAAGAUACUCUGCAGAUCCUGAUGACAAAGGAAUACAAACAACAAUGGAUGCUAGACAUUUUGCUAUCUCAGCCAAGUUCCCACAAUUCAGUAACAAGAACCGGACACUUGUGGUCCAGUACUCCAUUAAGUUUGAGCAGGAUAUUGAAUGUGGUGGUGGCUAUAUUAAGCUUAUGUCUGGUUAUGUCAACCAGAAAAAAUUUAGUGGGGACACUCCAUACAGCUUGAUGUUUGGGCCAGAUAUAUGUGGUACUCAAACAAAGAAGCUCCAUCUUAUACUCUCUUACCAGGGGCAGAACUAUCCCAUCAAGAAAGAUCUAGAAUGUGAGACGGACAAGUUAACACAUUUCUACACUUUCAUUCUUAGGCCUGACGCGUCUUAUAGCCUACUUGUUGACAACCGUGAAAGAGAAACUGGGAGCAUGUACACUGAUUGGGAUAUCCUCCCUCCUCGUAAAAUUAAGGAUGUUCACGCCAAAAGGCCUAAGGAUUGGGAUGACAGAGAAUAUAUCGAAGAUCCUGAUGAAGUAAAGCCAGAGGGCUAUGAUUCUAUCCCAAAACAGAUUCCUGAUCCGAAGGCCAAAAAGCCUGACACAUGGGAUGAGGACGAGGAUGGAAUAUGGAAGCCCAGGAUGGUAUCAAAUCCAGCAUACAAGGGACCAUGGAAACGCAAGAGAAUUAAAAAUCCUAACUACAAGGGUAAAUGGAAGACCCCAUGGAUCGAUAAUCCAGAGUUUGAGGAUGAUCCAGAUCUUUAUGUGCUGAAGCCUUUGAAGUAUAUUGGAAUUGAAGUUUGGCAGGUAAAAGCUGGUUCAGUUUUCGACAACAUUCUGAUUUGUGAUGACCCUGAGUAUGCAAGAAAGGUUGUUGAGGAAACUUGGGGUGCUAAUAGGGAGGCUGAAAAGGAGGCUUUUGAAGAAGCUGAAAAGGAGAGGAAAGCUAGGGAGGAUAGGGAAGGUCAAAAGGCAAAGGAUGAUGGUGACCGGCGCCGAAGGCGUCAUAAAAAACACUACAGAGAUCACUGGGAUGACUACCAUGAUGAGCUAUGA
Molecule: messenger RNA, 1230 nt
Organism: Miscanthus lutarioriparius
Lineage: Eukaryota; Viridiplantae; Streptophyta; Magnoliopsida; Poales; Poaceae
Source: the annotation of a GenBank genome assembly